AUGGAUGCGAAAGGCGAUAUUGCUGAGGUCAAUGUUGGAGAUCCGGUCACCCGGGGUAGCAUUGACAAGACAGAUGGCAUUGAAAUCGGCAACAAUGGUGUGGUCGUCGACCAUGGUCUUCAUCGAGCAUUGAAGCAGCGUCAUCUGCAAAUGAUUGCACUCGGUGGGGUGAUUGGGGCGAGUAUUUGGUAUGGCGUCGGAGCAUCAAUUGCUGCCUCAGGGCCUAUUGGCUCACUUAUAUCCUUUGCCGUCAUUGGACUUGAUGUCUUCUUCGUCAUGCAAAGUCUUGGAGAGAUGGCGACACUAUACCCUACUCCGGGUGCCUUCACCGAGUUGGCAGGCCGUUUCAUUGACCCUGCCUUCUCUGUUGCUCUGGGCUGGAAUUAUUGGUACUUGUGGGCCAGUAAUAUUGCUGCCGAAUACAAUCUUGUCGCCAUCUGCCUCAGUUUCUGGACAGACAAAGUACCAGUCUAUGGCUGGGUUUUGCUGUGCUGGGCCUUUUACCAGGCGAUCUCCCUCUUCGGUGUCAUCGUGUAUGGAGAACUUGAGUUCUGGUUGGCCUUAUGGAAGAUUUCUUGCGUGAUGGUUACAUACCUCCUCGCCAUACUGGUCAAUACUGGAGGAAUCGGAGGUGACUACAUCGGCUUCAGAUACUGGAAAGACCCAGGUCCAUUCGCGAAUGGAAUCAAUGGAUUUGGACAGUCUUUUGUCCUUGCGGCCGUGUAUCAUUGUGGUACUGAAUUGGUUGCCAUCACUGGAGGAGAAAGUCGCAAUCCUGCCAGAGAUCUCCCCAAGGCGGUCCGAGCGACUAUGUUUCGUGUGAUAUUCAUUUACAUGGGUAUCAUGUUCUUCGCCAGUAUCUCCGUGGCCUCUAACGAUGAGUUGCUUCUCACCCCCUCAAACAGGGCAAUCAUGUCACCAUUUGCAAUUGCUCUCAAGCACGCAGGCUGGAGUGGCGGUCCCCAUUUGAUCAAUGCAUUCAUCUUCACCGCGACAUUCUCCGCUACAAAUUCCUCCAUCUACAUCGGGUCGCGCACACUCUAUGCACUUGCUGAUCUCGGCCGUGCCCCGAAGAUAUUCCUGAAGACACUUUUCGGGGGUGUGCCAGUCUACGCAGCAAUUGCCACCAAUUUAGUGGGACUGCUGGCUUUAGUGAAUGCCGCCAGUGGUGCAGCAAAGACCUUCAACUAUCUGAUCUCGCUCUCCGGCGCAGCAACCUUCAUUGCCUGGGGAGGCAUUGGCAUCACGCAUCUGCGUUUCCGUCGUGCCUGGAGGCUCCAGGGUCAUACAGUGGAUGAACUUCCGUUCAAAGCGUUCCUGUACCCCUACGGUGCAUACUUUAUCACCGUGCUCAACAUUUUCCUGCUGUUCAUUCAAGGUUACGGAUCUCUGCUGACGCCGUGGCAUCCUGUGGACUUUGUCUUCUCGUACCUGGUCAUUGUGCUCUUCUUGGUUAUCUUCUUGUUCUGGAAGUUCUACAAAAAGUCCAAGCUGGUGAAUCUGAGGGAGGUGGAUCUUCUCUACGGUCAAAGACAGUUUUUGAGCAGUGAUAGCGAAGACGAGGAGAAGCCGUCGCUCUUCACCAGGGUUGUGCGCUCUGUCAGGAAUAAGACUAGCUCAUAG
Messenger RNA from Exophiala bonariae, 1623 nucleotides. RefSeq lists its product as uncharacterized. Bases 1 to 1623 code for a protein of 540 amino acids. Gene Ontology annotation, biological process: amino acid transmembrane transport. The record is from RefSeq and is a predicted model, not a curated record. Gene Ontology annotation, cellular component: membrane. The transcript has 5 exons. NCBI's taxonomy places the organism in Eukaryota, Fungi, Ascomycota, Eurotiomycetes, Chaetothyriales, Herpotrichiellaceae. Gene Ontology annotation, molecular function: amino acid transmembrane transporter activity.